UUUUCGUUGUUAUCAGCUGAUAAGGAUUAUGAUUAAGCAUUAACAGAAACUGUCUGAAGUACUUUACUACUAUUAUUCAUAGAUACAAACUUUUAUGAAAUAAAUAGUUAUUGAAGACAAAAACAUGUAUUCAUGUCUCUAUUGUAAUAAAGAGUUUAAAUACGAAAGUGAGAAAGGGAGGCACGAACAAAGCCACAUUCCUCAAUUUGAAUGUAUAGAAUGUAAAAAAAAGUUUAGUUUUUUGUCAGCACUAAGACGCCACCAAAAACAACAUCAAAGAACUGGCAGUGUAAAAUGCCCUCAGUGUGGGCGCAAUUUCCGUGAUGAGACAUUGUUGAAACGGCACAUUCAGUAUGCACAUAAAGACACAUAUAUAUGUGCAAAAUGUUAUGCAAAGUUUAACAGCCAGCAAGCAUUGUUGUCACAUUCAAAAACACACAAGCCGAAGUUGGAAAGAAGAUACCGGUGUGGACACAAUGGAUGUGAGAAAACAUUUAACUUUGCUCAUCAUCUGAGACAUCACGAGUUGACUCACACUGAUAACAAACCAUAUUACUGCAAAGAAUGUGGAAAGGGUUAUAUACAAUUGAAUCACUAUAAAACGCAUCUGUUGGCUCACCAACCAUCAGCCCUCGAGUGUUCACAAUGUAUGAAGAAGUUCUCCAACAAGUAUGCUUUGAAGAGACAUCAUAAACUACACAAAAACAAAUGUAAAAUGGAGGUGUCAAGUCAGGAACUGUAUUUAGACAACAAUUUGAAGUCACAACCAAGCCUUUCCCAUGUAAGAAUGGAAGAAAAUAAAUUAGACAUAUUAGUAGAGCAAAAUAUAAUUAAAGAAAAUAAUAAUAUUCAAAAUAACACCGAUUCCAUUAAGAUAAGCAAAGAAGAUAAUAAUAAUGAUCUUAGAAAUAAGGAAAGACCUGAAGAGAGUAAAUGUCACACAUGCAAGUGUAAAAGUGGAAAAUUUAUUGAGAAUAGUAUGCCUCAGUUAGAAUAUAAAGAUGAUGGCACAAUUAAAAUAAAAGAAUUCGUUGAUGUUGAUAUUGACAUCGAUGUUGUAACAGUUCCUCAAAAAUCAGGCGAGGAGCUUCAAAGUAUUUUUCCAUAUAACAGUUGCAGAGAUGUUUUGGGUAAAUGUAUAGUUUCUGGAAAUGGCACAAUAAGUGAAGAGUGCAUAUGUGCGAAAAUGGCUUUAGAUGAUGAACUAAUGAUCUCUCAAGAAGUAGACGAAAUAACACCUUGCCCCACAACAGCAUUUACUUGACCAAUAAAGUUUGGGUACCAAAA
This is a messenger RNA of Leptidea sinapis, 1287 nucleotides long. RefSeq names its product zinc finger protein 90-like. The record is from RefSeq and is a predicted model, not a curated record. Gene Ontology annotation, molecular function: DNA-binding transcription factor activity, RNA polymerase II-specific; RNA polymerase II transcription regulatory region sequence-specific DNA binding. Gene Ontology annotation, cellular component: nucleus. Gene Ontology annotation, biological process: regulation of transcription by RNA polymerase II. The transcript is spliced from 6 exons. NCBI's taxonomy places the organism in Eukaryota, Metazoa, Arthropoda, Insecta, Lepidoptera, Pieridae. The coding region runs from base 125 to 1264 and encodes 379 amino acids.